CAAAACAAAAAUGGCGGCCAACGAAUAUCAUUGUAAUUAUUGUCAUUCCGACUGCACUUCACUACGAGUGCGCUGCGCCGAGUGCACGGAUUUUGAUCUCUGUCUACAGUGCUUCUGCUGCGGUGCAGAAAUGGGUGAACACAAACGCGGUCAUAAAUAUCAAUUAACCGAUGGUGGUACAUUCCCAAUGUUCUCUGAAGACUGGUCGGCAGAAGAAGAGACUCUCCUACUAGAUGCCAUCGAACAGCAUGGAUUUGGAAAUUGGGAUGACAUUGCUGAUCACAUAGGAACAAAAACUGUGGCUGAGACUGCAGAUCAUUACAAUGACACCUAUGUUCAUGGGGACGUUGGGAAAGCAUCAAUAGAGCCUUUCAAGGAUAAGAUUGUGGACCACACAACAAUAGAAGGAGGUUUGCUAUCGCCGACAAUUUUAAAUCCUCAUGAGCAGGUAGAAAUGAGUGCAGCAGAGCAGACAGAACUUGGGUACAUGCCUUUAAGAGAUGACUUUGAAAAGGAGUAUGAUAAUGAUGCAGAAACACUUAUUAGUGGGUUACAGUUUAAUAAAGAUGAUGACGACCUUGAAAAAGAUCUCUGCCGACAAAUUGUUUUGAGAAAGGUGCUUGAAGAUUUAAAAAUAGCACUCAUAGAUAUGUAUAUAAGAAGGUUAAAAGAUAGACAAACAAAAAAAGAUAUUGCCAGACAACAUGGUCUUAUUGCCAGCAAACACAAGAUUAUAGCUCUUAGAAGACGAUACUGCAAAGAAGACAGGGAGUUUCGGGAUGCCACAAGGACAUUUGCAAGAUUCAAAACACCAAAAGAAUGGGAAGAAUUUCAAAAUGAUCACCUUAGAGAAAGAGAAGUACGGAUAAGGAUCAAAGAACUUUCUCGAUACAGAAAGAAUGGCAUCACUAAAACAAAUGUUGGUCAAGAAUUCGAUGAGCAAAGGCUGCGUCGUGAGAGAAGAAAAGAGAAUAAGCGAAAAAUGGUGGGUGGUCCAACACCGAGAAAGACCAAUGUUUCCAUGGGAAAAACACAGUUGGCUUCUGCAGAAAGUAAAACCAAAAAAGAAAAGGGUUCAGCCAAUCAGGAGUUCCUAGAUGAAAUCAAAUCCUCUUCUUGUUUUGAUUUACUCUCAUCAAGAGAAGUUCAGCUGUGCUCAACGAUGCAGAUGAAGCCUGGUUUCUAUCUCACAAUCAAAAUCAUUAUACUAAAAGAUAAUCUUCUCCGUCGUCAAGGAGUUCAAGUCAAAACACGAUAUCCACCAAACCUCGACAAAAGUCACAGACGGACGAUCGUUAACUACCUAAAGGAAAGUGGUUGGAUACCUAGCUCGUGAUAUCAGUACUCUCUGUCUCACCUCACUCUUCUCUUACUUGUAACCAUCUUUCACCCUUUCACUAGUUUAGUCUUUCAGUACAGUUUUAGGAUCUUUUAGUACAAACUAGCAAGAUUCAUUUCUAUAAGUUGCAUUCGCCCUCUCCCAUCCCCUCCCUUUCACUCCCAUCCCCUCCCCUCCACUUCCCUCCCCUCCACUCCCCUCCCCUCCCCUCCACUCCCAACCCCUUCUUUAUCCUUGGUUUUAUUUCUGUUUGGUAUGAAUGUUACAGGACUGAAAAAGACUCACAAUAACCCUUGAAUGCGUAUGGUGCCUCUUAACGACAAAAGGCAUAGCCAUUAAUACCCAAAAAUGGUUUUCUUCAGUGUGAAUUUUGGUAUUAAGAAUUAUGAGUGGCUAAUUUCUAAAUGGCAUAUUUUUAUUUAUCCAAAUUUCCUUUUCUGUUGUUUUUUUUUUCGAUGUACACUUUUCUGUAUUUAUAUUUUUUUCUAUACUUACUUCCUUUUUAGUCACACUGUCUCUU
Molecule: messenger RNA, 1859 nt
Organism: Actinia tenebrosa (Australian red waratah sea anemone)
Lineage: Eukaryota; Metazoa; Cnidaria; Anthozoa; Actiniaria; Actiniidae
Product: transcriptional adapter 2-beta
Biological process (GO): regulation of transcription by RNA polymerase II; chromatin remodeling
Cellular component (GO): nucleus; SAGA-type complex
Molecular function (GO): chromatin binding; zinc ion binding; transcription coactivator activity
Source: RefSeq, a predicted model, not a curated record